UCUGCCCUCUUUAACUUCCAGUCUCUUCUCCUCGUCUUGCUCCUCAUCAUCUGCACAAGUACCUAUGCACACUCAAUGAUGCCUGGAAUUAUGGAUCGAAAUCAGAAUGGGUUCUUUGGGAUAUUUUGGAAGUGUGCGCGGAUCGGCGAACGCCUGAGCCCGUAUGUCAGUAUAUGUUGCGUUUUGAUGGCUGUGAGUUUACCUUACAAGUGUGGCAGGGAAGCUGCGAUUAUUUCUCUUAUGAAUCCUGACUAA
Messenger RNA from Penicilliopsis zonata CBS 506.65, 255 nucleotides. RefSeq lists its product as hypothetical. The transcript is spliced from 2 exons. The record is from RefSeq and is a predicted model, not a curated record. Gene Ontology annotation, biological process: protein secretion; intracellular transport. The annotation marks the transcript as partial. Lineage: Eukaryota; Fungi; Ascomycota; Eurotiomycetes; Eurotiales; Aspergillaceae.